Drosophila virilis is the source of this 4122-nucleotide messenger RNA. It is a transcript of the gene Fbp1, whose product is annotated as Fat body protein 1. NCBI's taxonomy places the organism in Eukaryota, Metazoa, Arthropoda, Insecta, Diptera, Drosophilidae. The record is from RefSeq and is a predicted model, not a curated record.
CGGCUCUGAGUGAAGCCAAAAAUGCAGUCGCCUUCUGGUUUGUAAGGAAGGAGCUACUAACAAGAUGAACAAACUUCUCGUGCUGGUAGCGUGUGUGCUUGGCACCGUAUCCGCUGGACGCAUCCUGCAGCGUGACUGGCAGGCUGAAAUUGGCACUGCUGAUCAGCGCAUAGAACGCAUGUCCAGGCAGGACUUGCAGCGCCAAAAGUUUCUUCUGGACCUUGUGCAGCGUGUUCAACAGCCAUUGCAGCAGGAUGAUCUUAUACAGCUGGACCAGGGCCUGAUUGUGGAUGCACAGCGCUAUCGAGGUGGCAUUGAUGGAGAGAUGCAGCGCGUCAUCGAUUUGGAUCGUCAGCGCCGGCUGCUGGAUGAGCACCAGAUCUAUAGCAUACGUAAUGUGGAGCAUGUGCAGCAGCUGCGCGGCAUCUAUCGCCUGCUGGUGCGCGCCCUCGACUUUGAGACACUGCAGCGCAAUGUCAUCUAUCUGAGGCGCAACAUCAAUCCCGUGCUGUUGAUCAAUGCCCUAACUCUGGCCAUCCGCGAUCGCGAGGACACCCAAAUCUUGAUCAUGCCCGCCGUUCAGGAGAUAUUGCCCGAACUUUAUCUCGACCAGCAGACGAUUGAGCAAGUUCAGCGUAUGCAAUCUGAGGUGGAGGGCAGUCCGCGUCCCUCUCUCAUGGAUCUGGUUGGUCUUGGCCAACGUAUGCGUCAGAUUAAUCCUGUGAUGCGGAUGGUUAUGCCAUGGCGGGAUCUGCACAUGCAAAUGGCGCUGAGAAGGCAAGAGAUACAGCAGCAUCAGAUCCAGAAUCGUGUGGUGUUGCCCAUUCAGACCUUGCAAGGAGACCAGGACAUUUCGCUGCUGACUGAGGAUAUUGGCUUGCGCAACUUCAUGCAGAAUCUAAUCCAAGAGCUGGCCCUGCUUGAGGACACUACGAAUACCCGUCAGAUGCUCGACAUGGAAAAUGACAACGAUAUGGUAAGGCAGUUGGAGGUGGAGCAGCGUCGUCAAGGUAACUCCGACAUCAACAACGAUCGUCUGCUGGGUGUCAACCGUCGCCGUAUGCAGCAACAGCAGAACGAAGAUGACAACGAGAGCGAGAACCAGCGUGAGCGUGUUAUGGUCCGCAACGAUGAGGACGAUGAAGAAGUCCUGUUCGGAGCUCAACUGCCUGGCAGCCGUGUGCCUCUGCUGCGUGGCAUAGGACAGGGUAUUAGAAGAAUGUUGGGUGGCAUCCGGGAAGAUCGAGUGGGCCAGGAGCAGACUGACAUGCGCGGAAUCCUCAAGCAGGAUAGCGAACAACAGCUUACCGACAACCUGCAAACCGUUUCAAGUGAUGACGAGCGCCUGGUGCACAUCAACAGACGUCGCUUGGGUCAACCCAUGGAUAACAUGACACCGCGUCGUAUUAAUCCCAUUGGAGAAGGUCGUCGCGUGGGUGACAUGGACACCAUGAAGGAUGAGGACAUUGUACAGCUGAUACGCAAGGAUAAUCGUCUAGGUCACCUCAGCGAUGAGGAGAUCGUCGAGAUGGUGCGUCGCAAUCGCCAGGGAAAGGAGCAAAUACAACAGGGUCAGACCUGGAAUAUUCAACGCCAUCUCAGCCAGGACGAAGACUUGAACCGUGGUACCGACAACCUGCAAACUGUUCAACGUGAUGACGAGCGCCUGGUACACAUCAACAGACGCCGCUUGGGUCAACCUAUGGAUAUCAUGACACCGCGUCGUAUUAAUCCCAUUGGAGAAGGUCGUCGCGUGGGUGACAUGAACACCAUAAAGGAUGAUGACAUUGUGCAGCUAAUACGCAAAGAUAAUCGUCUGCGUCAGCUAAGCGAUGAGGAGAUCGUCGAGAUGCUGGGUCGUAAUCGCCAACGCAAAGAACAAACACAACAGGGUCAGACCUGGAAUAUUCAACGCCAUCUCAGCCAGGACGAAGAGUUGAACCAUGGUAACGAGAACCUGCAAACCGUUUCACGUGAUGACGAGCGCCUGGUGCACAUCAACAGACGUCGCUUGGAUCAACCCAUGGAUAUCAUGACACCGCGUCGUAUUAAUCCCAUUGGAGAAGGUCGUCGCGUGGGUGACAUGAACACCAUGAAGGAUGAGGACAUUGUACAGCUGAUACGCAAGGAUAAUCGUCUAGGUCAGCUAAGCGAUGAGGAGAUCGUCGAGAUGGUGCGUCGCAAUCGCCAGCGCAAGGAGCAAACAGAAAAGGAACGCUUUAUGGGCAUAGUACGUGACGACCGUCUGAGCGAAGGACGCCGUGUAAACCAGGUUCAACUGGAACAGGAUCAGAUCAGCAAGAGCCGGAACGAAGACUGGCACCGUGGUACCGACAACCUGGAAACCAUGAGUCGCGAUGAUGAGCAAUUGGUGCACAUUAAUAGACGCCGUCUUAAUCAGCCCAUGGAUAUCAUGACUCCUCGUCGCAUUAGUCCUAUUGGAGAGGGUCGCCGCGUGGACGGCGAAGACACCAUGAAGGUGGAGGACAUUAUGCAGCUGAUUCGCCGCGACAAUCGUCUAGUUCAUCUCAGCGAUGAUGAGAUCAUCGAGAUGCUGCGUCGCAAUCGCCAGCGCAAGGAGCAGGAAAAACAACAGAACGAAGAUCACACAAUUGUGGAGCAGGGACACCGCUACCGACGCAGCUUGGUCAACCCCAUGGUGGAGCAAACGACCCGUCGCAGUGAAAUGAUAUUGCACACUUUACGCCAGCUGUUGGCACGCUUGAACCAGGAGCGCAUUGCUGGACGACUGGGCAAAGACGAGAUGCAGCUAAUCGACAAUUCCCGUUUGAUCAUGCCUAACCAAGAUCAGACUCAACGUUAUGCAGUGCGCCUGAACGAGAUGCGCUUGGACUCACGUCGCAACCGGGUGCUGAUUGAGCAAAUCAAUGCCAUCGAGGGCCGUUUGCAGCAGGUGAUUGGUCGUGUGGUCCGCGAGAUGGGCAAUGGCAACAUCGGCGUUAACCGCAUGACAGGAUCUGGAGUGCAGCAGAUUGAUGAACAGCUUCGCAUCGAGAGUCUGAUUGGUGAUGUGCUAAUGGGACGCCUGGGUGAUAUUGGUAUCUUGCGCAUCCUGCGUGAGCUGCUCCAAGAUGCCAACGUUCAGCUGGAUCGUUCCGGGCUGGGAGUCAGCAUGGGUGACCGCCUGUUGCAGCACACUCUCCGCAGAAUCAUAAGCAUUGUGGAUGAUCUGCGCGAGCAGCAGCUCGGCGUUUAUAGGCGCGAGCAGCUGGACAUGCGGGAUGUGACCAUUAACGCUGUGCGCGUCGGCAAACUGCGCACCCGCAUCGAGGACAGUGACAUGGACGUGAGCAGCCUGCUGGAUCAGCCGCAACAAGUGCAAAUGAUGGUGCGCCAGCGUCGCCUGAACAACAAGCCCUUUACCAUUGACAUGGACAUGAGCUCAGAGCGCCCACAGGAUGUCAUCGUGCGCCUCUUUCUGGGACCACGUCAGGAUGCCGCUGGCCGUGAGGUGAACCUAGAGCAGCGCCGCUCAGACUUUGUGCUUCUGGAUGCAAUCAACACUCAACUACAGGCGGGCCGCAAUCGCAUUCAAUAUCGCUCCACAAACAUUGCCUGGACUACCCGCGAUGCCACACCCUACAGCGAGAUCUAUCGUCGUGUGAUGACCACACUGAGCGGCCAGCAAGAUGCGAUGAUAGUGAACGACCUGGUUGGUGAAAAUGGACGCUUCCCUCAGCGCUUACUGCUGCCACGCGGUCGUCCCGAGGGUCUGCCCAUGCAGCUGCUUGUGAUUGUCUCGCCCGUGGAGCGCCUGGGCCGAGAGCAACUGAUGCGAAUGGAGCGCAUCGAUGGCGUUAUGGGCAUGAGCAUGGCUUCCAUAAUGGACAGCCGUCCGCUGGGUUUCCCGCUCGACCGACGCAUUGACAACGAGCAGGAACUGUUGCAGCUGUCCAACGUACAACUGGAGGACGUUAUGAUCAUUCACGAGAACUGAAGACGCGACCGCAUAUUAACCCUUUGCCUGAUGGACUGACCGAUCGAUAGACCCUAAAUCAUACGCAUUCUGACAUAUCCGAAAUGUAAUAGUUAAAUUUCAUAUUUUCUGUAAUCCCUAAAUAAAGCUAUGCAAGUGAUGCAUAAGUGCAUUGAAAAAAAAAA